AGAUAGUGGACGGUGUGCAGCUUAGUAAAGUUUUGUGGGAUUACCGAGGACAUUUGAUUCUUGUGUGCAUUCAGAUACCUAAAUGAAAAUAUUCUCCUGAAAUUCAUCACCAACAACCAGGAUAUUUAACUAAGAGCAAUGUUAAACUGCUGAAAGAGGUGAAGCAGAAGCCGUCCUGAAGAAUCUCCAGAACACACAGAAAUUGUUGCAUUUAACAGACAAAUGAAGCCAAGUCCCGACAUGGAGAAACAUCAGGACAAGAGUUUAAUUAAACAGAGUGAUCUCAAAAACAACCAGCGCAUUCACACAGGAGAGAAACCGUAUCACUGCUCAGACUGUGGGAAGAGUUUUACUAAACAGAGUGAUCUCAAAAAACACCAGCGCAUUCACACAGGAGAGAAACCUUAUCACUGCUCAGACUGUGGGAAGAGUUUUAAUCAACAGAUUAAUCUCAAAAUACACCAGCGCAUUCACACAGGAGAGAAACCUUAUCACUGCUCAGACUGUGGGAAGAGUUUUACUGAACAGAGUAAUCUCAAAAUCCACCUGCGCAUUCACACAGGAGAGAAACCGUAUCACUGCUCAGACUGUGGGAAGAGUUUUAGACAACAGAGUCACCUCAAACUGCACCAGCGCAUUCACACAGGAGAGAAACCUUAUCACUGCUCAGACUGUGGGAAGUGUUUUACUACACAGAGUAAUCUCAAAAAACACCAGCGCAUUCACACAGGAGAGAAACCGUAUUACUGCUCAGACUGUGGGAAGAGUUUUACUCAACAGAGUACUCUCAAAAUCCACCAGCGCAUUCACACAGGAGAGAAACCGUAUUACUGCUCAGACUGUGGGAAGAAUUUUACUGAACAGAGAAAUCUCAAAAUACACCAGCGCAUUCACACAGGAGAGAAACCGUAUCACUGCUCAGACUGUGGGAAGAGUUUUACUGAACAGAGAAAUCUCAAAAAACACCAGCGCAUUCACACAGGAGAGAAACCGUAUCACUGCUCAGACUGUAGAAAGAGUUUUAGUCGACAGUGUAAUCUUCAAAAUCAUCAGCGCAUUCACACAGGAGAGAAACCGUAUUACUGCUCAGACUGUGGGAAGAAUUUUACUGAACAGAGUACUCUCAAACUGCAUCAGCGCAUUCACACAGGAGAAAAACCGUAUCACUGCUCAGACUGUGGGAAGUGUUUUAAUCAAAAGAGUCAUCUCAAAAAACACCAGCGCAUUCACACAGGAGAGAAACCGUAUCACUGCUCAGACUGUGGGAAGUGUUUUAAUCAAAAGAGUCAUCUCAAAAACCACCAGCGCAUUCACACAGGAGAGAAAACGAUCCCAAAAUUGUCCCACGGCAAUUAAAAGUGCGAAUCGUAAAUCUUUCAGACAGAACAGCUUAUUCUACACAAAUGUUUCACUUUGUCACUUGGGACACGUUCCACCAGAAACAAACAUGAAUUGAAUUUAACAAUGGAUUUUACAGGUUCAGCAAAAUAAAACUUAUCCAGGGAUGAUGUUUAUUGAAUUCCAUGUUAUGUUUUCUCGUAUGUUUGAUAUUCCAGGACAUUCUUUGUGAGACAGAGUUUUUAGGGUAGUUACGGUAGGAAUUCAGUUCUGAAGAGGGGAAGGUCGUUCGAGCGAGGGCACUGCCAGUGUUUGCACUAGAUGUUAGAUUAGCAUAACUUAGUCUUUAAAAUUUAGAUGUCAUAGUUGUUAGGAGUAGAGUAGGAUUCUUAGCCUGAUUUGAAUGCUUUUAAUCUCUUUUCUAGCUUAUGCAGGUUUGAUUAUUUCUAUUGUAAUGGAAUGCUAUGGUAUUAAAUGAUUCUUAAUGUUAAGGUUUUUGCAAUUGUGCAAUAACAUCUAGUUUUGAACAAAUGCUAAAGUCUGUUAAUGGGGGAGGGUUAACACAGCAGGGAUCCAAAGGUUUGGUUUUGGUGGGGGGCUGGGAGAGCAGAUAAGAGGUAUGAGGGUGCAGCUGGGGGGCAAGUAGAUUCUCCAUGUGAGCACACGUCUGACUUCAAUAAAACCUGUGCUACUCACUUCGAUCCUGACUCAGCAUUCAGCAUUAUUAUUUCACUUUAAACCACCAAAUUUCCACAACAAUUAUGGUGUCAAAAGUGGGAUGAGUUGUGAUCUGCAGCGGAGGGGGACAAGACACAGACCGUGGACGCUUUCCAGCCACAGGAUGCACCCAGAAAUCAGCGAAAAUCUUACAAAGGGGUAGUACCUAUCGGUGGUACAGUGGCUAUAAUCAGCCCUCCGUCUGCAGAUCAAACCUCAUCUACGGACCUUGGUGGUGAAGAGUGACGAAUCAUUUAUUAUAAUUCGAACAAAAAAGUACAAUUGGGAAAAAAUACCUUAUUUUAGAUAUCCCCCUCCACCUGCCCUUUGUGCGCUUCUCCCUGGAGAUAGAAUAGUUGCACGAUGGUGCGAACGUGAGUCGCCUGCUCAGAUAGCGAGGCCGGUGAUAAAUUUAUCAUAAAUAUGAUCAUCAGCAAGGUUGAUGAUAUAUUUGUUAGGAAUGUUAUCGUUGGACAGAUGGAGUAACCUGCUCCUAUAGCGAGGUAUUUGACAAUAGAUGUAUUAGGAAAGUACAGUAUUGACCCGGGUCUUGGGGUGAAGCGCUAUUAGAUAAGCGAGAGGAUAGCUUAGUACAGGGGUCCUCAAACUUUUAAACUAAAGGGCCAGCUCACUGUUCUUCAGUUUUCUGUGGGGCCGGACUAAAAAUAAACAUUAAAAACUAUUUAUCAUGUGAUACUGGUUGCAUAAUAUAUGCUAUAUGUGUAAUUCACAAUGCAGACGUUUUAAUGAUUUAUUAAGUAAUAAUUUCCAUUAUCCUACCUCAUACAGUGCUUUUCCAUAAGUUAAUGCGAACUGUGAGCUUGCUUCUGGCUGACAAGACUGUCAAUGUCAGGUUCCAUGUUUGUUACCGUCAGUCGUAACAAGUGAUGCAAAUGUUCAUCAGAGAGUCUGGAUCUCGUUGGACACUUGAGCUGUUUCAUCCUGGAAAAAGUCUGCUCACAGAUGUAGGUGCUCCCAAAAAUUGUUGUCAUUUUGAGUGUGUGUAGAUUUGGGUACGUCUCACCGGGAAGAGAGGCAUAGAAAUCAACCAAAGUGCUGGACUUGAAUACGUCUUUAAGGUUGUCAAAAUUUUGUAGUUCAGCCAGUUCCAGCUGGUAAAUUGGAUCGAUGCAGUCAAUGUCUGCAGCAAAGGGAUUCUGGAAAAGACGAAUGUCUUUGGCGUGGGCAUGAAGCUCUUGAAAUCUCACCUGAAAUUUGCAUUGCAAAAUUUCCAAGGCCUCCGCACAUUUUUCAGCCGGGAAUCCAAGUGAAGGCACCUCAGCUGCCCGUUUCUGUGUAGUGGGAAAAUGGCAGAAAUUUUUCUCCUUCACAUGUUUAAGGAGGAGACCCAGUUUUACUUCAAACGCCUUUACAUACGAAUGCAUGUCACUGAUGAGUCUUCCCUUGCCUUGGAGCUGCACAUUAAGACUGUUGAGUAGGUCGGUUACAUCUGUUAAGAAAGCAAGGUGCCAUUUCCAUUCUUCAUCGGUGAGUUCUGGCACAGCUUUGUUUUUGGACAGCAUAAACGUGUUGAUCUCGGGGAGCAGGUCAUUGAAACGUUUCAAAACUCGACCUCGACUCAACCAGCGGACCUCAGUGUGGUACAGCACAUCUUCGUAAUCAGCAUUUAGCUCAGACAAAAAAUCCUGAAACUGCCUGUGGUUAAGAGCAUGAGCUCUGAUGAAAUUAACACAGGACACCACAAUUUCCAUGACAGAAUCCCACUUAACUGCUUUGCAACAGAGUGCUUGUUGAUGGAUCAAGCAGUGUAUGGCGAUCAGACGAGGAUGGCCGCGUUCACUCAUUUCUCUGUUGAUACGCGCUAUCACUCCUUUCAUAGAACCCACCAUGCUCGGCGCACCAUCCGUUGUCACACUCACUAAUUUAGCCCAGUCCAGAUCUAAAUCCGCCACCGUUUGGUGAACUUUCCUGUAGAUGUCCUCUCCUGUUGUCGUUCCCUUGAUGCUUUGUAGUCCAGCAAGCUCCUCUGUGACUUCGAACUUAUCAUUAGUUCCGCGGAUGAAAAUCAACAGUUGCGCCGUGUCACGCACAUCGUUGCUUUCGUCAAGAGACAGUGAAAAGGAGCAAAGUCUUUUUGUCUGAGUUUGCAGUUGAAGGUGCAAAUUGUCGCCCAUUUCUUCUACUCUCCGUGUAACUGUGGGUGCGGAUAGACUCACCGCGCUGAACAGGUCCGCCUUUUCUGGGCACAUCUCCUUGACAACCGCCGUCAGGCACUGUUUUACAAACUCUCCGUCGGUGAACGGCUUUCCACUGCUAGCUAUUAGCUUGGCCACUUGAAAGCUAGCUCGAACUGAUGAUAUAUUUAGGUGUUUUUGCUUUAUAAAAGAAUUUUGCUGAGUCUCCAACUCAUGUUUCAGUUUUGCUAUUUUGUCUGUCCUCACCUGCCCCGUCAGAAAGCUGAACUUGUCUUUAUGGCGCGAUUCAUAAUGGCGGCGCAGGUUGUAUUCCUUAAACACGGCGACUGACUCCUGGCAUAUGAGACAAACAGCCUUUUCUUUACAUUGCACAAAAAGGUAGUCAGAGGUCCACUGUUGAUUAAAUACCCUGCACUCAGAGUCGAUUUUUCUUUUCCUCGACAUUCCGUCAGAUGUGAGUCUCAGAGCUCAUGCGAACAGCACAGAGCGAGUGGUAGUAUGUUGUCUGAUUACCGUGGGAAAUAGCUUUCUGUUUUUUUUCAUCUGUCUACGGAGACUCUCGAUGGCCAAUUGUCUUUUUUUUCCUGUUUUUUCCCCCCGUAUAGCUAAUGCUGCUUGCGCGAGGGGCCAGGGAGCAGGUACUGCUGUUGUAGCUUAAGGGGCCGGUCAAAUGAGCGCAGGGGGCCGUAGUUUGAGGACCCCUGGCUUAGUACAUUGGGAGGUGCUGCGGCUACACGUUGCUGAGGCUAAGUUGCUGAGUAAUUAAAUCAAGUUAGAGAGCAAAAAAACCUGGGAUCCCAGAUAUGUUAAAAAAUAAACGAAAAAGGGAAAAAAUUGGAAAAAAGUAAAUAAACGUUCUUUAACGUUUUUAAUCAGGUUCACAAUGCGGCUCUCCUUAGUCAAAGGAGCCAGGAUUAAGGCACUGAUAGUGUAAUGCAUCUCCCGGGGUGGAUAAAAUAUUUCGGAUUUCCAUCUACUGGGAGCUUCAGUGUGAAGACUUACUGCGUGAGUGUGAAACUAUGUGUUAGUGUGAAAUUUUAAUGGAAUGAAUCAGGCCCGGAGUGGCUAAUUGGGAGAUUCGGGAAGAUUCCCGAUGGGCCGGCUCGAGUUUGGGCCGGUUGGACGAAAAAAAAAUAAUUUACCCGUCACUUAUCUAAUCUUAUUCUUGAAUUCAUUUCCAUUUAACUACCUAUGCAUUAUCUAAUCGUCUGACAGCACAGCCUCUACUUCGCAGUAGAUUAGAUGGGUUUAACCAUCUGAGGGAAUUCUCCCCUCCCAAUUGUUUGAGUUGGUUGCGGCCACGAGUGGUCUUUUCUGAAGCGAUGAAAUUAAAUAUAGCAACAGAAUAGCACGAAGCGUCAAUCGACUGUGAUGGAGGGUAAAAAGAGGCCAGGUGGAGCCGAAAAGGCCAGAUUAAAAAAAGAAAGAAGAUGGAAGAAGAAGCUGCCAAAUGUGCAAAAUGAACAAGCUUGUUUUCCAGAGGACAGACUCCAGCUGCUGCCGGUAAACAGAGAUAUGGAAAUAAUAUUGAAUUGUCAGCUAUUGCGCAACGUUUGCAAUGUCGACUUGGCAUAGUUUAUUUUGUAGAGUCCAAUACACAUCAUUAACCUCUUAACACUAUUCUAUAUAUGUCAUAAUUAAUAUCUUGCUGUGUUUAUGAAUAAUUAUAGACACCCAAUAUGCCAUUUUAAAGCAUAGAAUCUCUGCUUUUCAGUAUCUAGCAUAUUGAACUGUAUGUCAUCUCAGGAAAUAAACAUUUAGUGUGAAAUAUGCCUUGUUUAUUAGAAUUAAGAUUCAUAAUUUUGAAUCUGGUAAAGCUUUAUAUUCUGUCUUUAAGCUACUUCUUUGAGGAUUCACUUUUUCUACAAGAAUUCGUUAGAUUAUAUUUCUUUUAGCAUUUUGAACCUAGUUUAUUUGGUUAUUUUCCUAUUUUAUAUCUAUUUUUCUGUUUUUAUUAAAUCUUAUUAGGUUAUUAGCGUCUAGCUUGUUAGCAUACAGAACGUCUCCCUGGUCUUUUAAAUGAAUGUUGAUUUAUUAAUUUAAUAGCUGUAUCUAAGUCAGACAGACACGGUGUGAUUUUUUAAAUCGGGUGCUGAGAGCUCAUCCGCAUGUUUGAAUGGUUUGUCCUGUACAAAAACACAGGUGAUAUAUGCUGACACUGUAGUCUGACUGGCAGGCUGAGAGACUGAACGUCAUGCAGCCCAAAAGCAGUAGAAUUAGCCAGAUCCCCGCAAGUCGUGCACCCAUUAAUCCACCUGCAGAGCUUUAAACGCUCGGAUGAGCGCGUCACUUUCCUCGGGUCGGGUUCCAGGAAAUAGUCUGUGAUGUCAUCUUUUUUUAAUACUAUUUUAAUUUUAUAUAAAGCCAUGGCAUGAUAAUCACCAUGUAGUUAAGUAACCAAGUCUUAUUGUUAACAAAAAUUCUCCUUAACUGAAACUAAUUAAAACAAAGAAAAAAUAAAACGAACUGAAAUUACAGAUUGAACCCUCA
This is a messenger RNA of Astyanax mexicanus (Mexican tetra), 6701 nucleotides long. Its product is annotated as zinc finger protein 239-like. The record is from RefSeq and is a predicted model, not a curated record. Gene Ontology annotation, biological process: regulation of transcription by RNA polymerase II. NCBI's taxonomy places the organism in Eukaryota, Metazoa, Chordata, Actinopteri, Characiformes, Acestrorhamphidae. The transcript has 2 exons. Gene Ontology annotation, molecular function: DNA-binding transcription factor activity, RNA polymerase II-specific; RNA polymerase II cis-regulatory region sequence-specific DNA binding. Bases 223 to 1356 code for a protein of 377 amino acids.